CAUUGCAUUUGAAUGGAGAAUUCAAAUUCGACAAAUUUGUAUUCCGAAUAAAUUGGAGUUUUAUUUCUCCGUUUAGGAGCGCAUAUCGGCCCUUUGGCGUUCGAGGGAAAACCCAAAAGAGAAUGAGGCGAAGAAUGCUUCGGAUAGUGAGCUCCUCCGACGAGGAUAACGACGACGACGAACUCCCCCGAACCCUGGCCCUCCAAAACCCUAACCCUAACCCUAACCCUAGCACUACUCCUGCCUCGAACCCCCCUUCUCCUCCUCUCGAGAUCUCCGACGACGACGACGACUUCGUCGACGUCCCCGACGACCUCUCCCCGCCCUCUCCUCCGCCUCCUCCUCCGGUCUCCGGCGCUACCCCGCUGGAGAGAGGCGGAAGCGGAGGCGGUGGCGGCGGCCCCGUGCGCUCGAUCGAGGAGUUCCUCGGGAGGCUCGGCCUCCGGCUCCUGCGGGAGUGGCUGGAGUCGUGCGUCGCCGCCCUGGCGGGGCCCGGCUCCGGCUUCGAGGCCAUGGACGUCGCCGCUAGGGCGAGGAGUUGCUUCGAGCAGUUCCUCUUUGCCGAUAUGAAUUUAUGCGGUGGCGGUGUGCUCCCGGAGAAUGUUUGCGGCAUGCACAAAGCCGAGCUCGAGGGGCCUUUCGUGCUCCAGGUUGAUGAAAUUGUCAACAUCUCUGCUUCUAUUAGAGAAAGGUAUCAGGAUGCACCUGCUGGGUCGAAGAGGUGCCUGAAAUUAUCAAUGACUGAUGGCGUUCAGCGUGUAUUCGGCAUGGAGUACAGACCCAUAAAGGAUUUACAGGUUCUCGCUCCUGCAGGUCUCAAGGUAGUUAUCAGAAAUGUACAUGUAAGACGAGGACUUUUGAUGCUAGUCCCUGAAGUUCUGGAGGUUCUUGGUGGGGUGGUUGAUGAUCUGGAUGCAGCGCGUCGGAGACUUGUUGAAGAAGUAAAUAAACCACCUCGAGGCAAACGGAAGCAAGUUGUACUUCCGCUGUCUAAAAGAGCUUCUCUUGCUGCUUGGCCAUCUACUGCCACGAAUAAUGGAGCACAAGAAAAUGCUGUAGUUACAGAAAACAGACAUGAUCCUCAACCUACAGGGCAAGCUACUAUUCAUAUCACCGAGCAAUUGGCUGAAGGGACCAUUAUUCAACAACCUGUCGACACUCCGGUUGGAGAAAACAAUACAGAAGCAGAACAUACCAUUCAGGAUAAUGAAACUAUGAUCACAGAGGACUCUGCUGCUCCUUAUGUUGAAGGAAACAAUGCUGAGCCUCAAUCUACGAGCAGCAGACAAUAUACUGAACCUGAUUUUACUGGUCCUGUUACCUCUGGUGGUGAGGUUACCCCUGAUUCGGAUAUGGAGGACGCGGUUGACGAUGUGGAGCAUCCACUCAUUCUAAGCGGUGACAAAGAAAUUCCUUUCACAUAUCUCGCCUGCUUGUUGGCUAAAUGGACAGUACAGAAGGAUAGGGAAUCCUAUAUUCAAGGAAAUAUAAAGUGCUUUUUGACUGGUGUCAAGGGAUUCCAAUUCAAAAACCGCAGUAAAUUUGAACUCCAUGUUUAUGUUGAUGAUGGCAGUCUGAUUUCUGAGGUCCUCAUUGAUCACAGCGUUGUACAGAAGGGUAUAGGCCAUUCUCCUGAGGAGGUCACUGCUGCUCUUUCUUCCUCAGAAAAAAAGAUAGCAGCAGAUAUGAGGGAAACACUGAAAAGAUUUCAGCUUUUCUUGGCUAAAUUUGAGGGUACAAUGCUUGUGGAGAUCAAUGGAAGCUCUCCUCUUCCUACUGUCCUUGAGAUGAACCAAAGUUGUUCAACAUCUGAUGCAUGGUUGCUUCUAAGAAGGCUGAAGAUGUUCGCUGCCCUGCAAGAUCCACGAAAUAAAAAAUCGGAACCUAUCGAUAUUUCUCCAUGAUUUCGAUUAAAUUUUUGUUAGAUCUAUGCAUGAUAGUCUGAUAAGUGGUGGUCUUAACUUGUAAUUUGGGAGGCAUAUCCUUGACUUCUGUGAAUGACUGAAGAGCAAAGAUUGCCAUGUCUCUAGCGGGUGGCAUGCUGGUGUUGCACCAGCAUUACUUGGCACACCUUGACAGUGACUUUUUAUCUGACUGCUGGUGUUGCACCAGCAUGCCAACUAUGUGAGCGAAUAGAAGCUGGAUACAAGAACUUCUUGGCUCCUGUUGCCUCCAAGAUUCGCUUACUGAGGCUGUUUCCCUCUUUUGUGACAUAAAAGGCGAUUGAGAACCAGUUGACGAGCUCAGGAGCCAGGCACAUAAGCAUGUGGAAAGGGCUGUACCACGACGGCCAUGUCACAUACUCUUCGCCUCUGCAGGCACUAUCCACGGCAAUCUUAGCCAUCAUUUCUGUGUGCCCGACGGGGAAUGGCCCGAUUUGGAUCUGUCAUUUUUUAUCAUAAUCCAAGAGUUGAUAGCAAUGUAUAGACGGGAGUAGUCACACCAAGUUUUUAGCAACAUACGUCUCUGGCCUCCUCGUUGACUCGUACUUCGCCCUCUUUUUGAAGUGCUUUGCCUUUGGUUAGCUCUGAUUCAACAUAGCCAGGAAUUAAUAUGGUGAUUUGAACCUGCUUUCCCAACUCAGACCUAAGGGUCUCAUAGAACCUGAUCUCAGCUGCCUUGCUUGCCUGAGGAAAAAAAAAAUGGAACAACUGAUCUCAGUAGCCAAUUCAAUAAGAUGCAACAUAUGUUGUGCUAAUAUUUAUGCCUCCUUUUCACCUACAUUAUAAAAGCUCAUUCUUGCAGUUGGUACUCGCCCAGCCACUGAUGUUGUAACAAUGAUUCUUCCACAACUAGCUUUCAGGUGAGGAAGGGCGUAGUAGGUCGGAUACACAGAUCCCCAAAAGUUCACAUCCUGAAUAGAACUAGCAACUUAAAUGAAUAUUGCUAUGGAAUAUUAGAUUAUUUCUAUGUUUUUGGUUCGGCAAAUUAAACUGUGGAGUGGAUCUGAGGAUUGGCGUUAGUAGAGAAAAAAAAACUGGGAUAAUUGAUGUUAUAUAUUCUUGAUGUGAAGCAUAAAGAGUAAAUAUUAGAUGUAUACAGAGAACAACAGUACAAUCUGUCUAGUAUGAAAUAUGAGGGUAAUGGGAAUCGCUAUCAAAAUGGGAAAUAUAAUCUGGUUCCAUGCAAUUUUUGUUCAUUUUAGUAUCAACUAGAUUUAUUUCGUCUUUAUAACAAUUUAGCUCGAUUAUGUUAAUUUGCAUGCAUUAUCUGCCGCUAUUCUUUGAAAAUGCUAGAUUUUUUUUUUUUUUUUUUUGGUAUUAUAUACAUCUCAUUAGAAAGUAUGUAAUGUAUUACCAUCAUUCUGGUGAAGGCGGUGAUGUUAGUGAUCUCAUCGAAGGAACAGUUGGACCAAAUUCCUGCAUUGGCCACCAGAUGAUUCACUGCAGAAAAGAAAACCUUCACAAUUUCAAUUCCUAUAGGCCUUAUAACAUCUUGAGAAUUCAGAAUUGUGUUAAGAGAAGAGCUGCAUCGUCACGUUGGCCGAAGUGAGCGAUGGUUUCGUUCACAAUCCUUUUCGCCUCCUCGGAGCUGGAGAUGUCCGCGGGGAGGGCAAUGACAUCCGGUGCGCCCAGGUCUCUAGCCGUCUUUGCGACUGCUCUGAGAGCCUGCUCCCUCCUCGCCACGAGAGACAAGGAUGCCCCUCUUCUUGCAUACUGGUAAGCCAGUUGCUGCAAAAUCAAUAGAAUUUUAUAUUAGCAAAAGAAGAUAGAACAUGGUGCAUGCUGAGGUAGCUUUCCUUUUUAUGCGUUGCGGUAAAUGUUAUUAUUCAUUGUGUAGUGUUGUUGUUGAUGGUAGUUAACCCCUAGUUGCAGCCCAUGUAUAUGAAGUUUAAUUUUGGACUAGGUGCAAUAGUGGUUUCUUUUAGGAUAUUGGUCUCUGUGGUGCAUCUACACAACUUAAGUGCCUUUUGAUCUAAGAUGCUGGAAAAAUACCUAACAAUGUAAGUGCUCUUUUUUCAUUAUUACUAUUAGUAUUAUUAUUUCUCAAA
Molecule: messenger RNA, 3991 nt
Organism: Ananas comosus (pineapple)
Lineage: Eukaryota; Viridiplantae; Streptophyta; Magnoliopsida; Poales; Bromeliaceae
Product: recQ-mediated genome instability protein 1
Exons: 11
Coding region: 123-1904 (593 amino acids)
Biological process (GO): resolution of meiotic recombination intermediates; double-strand break repair via homologous recombination
Cellular component (GO): RecQ family helicase-topoisomerase III complex; nuclear body
Molecular function (GO): nucleotide binding
Source: RefSeq, a predicted model, not a curated record